This is a messenger RNA of Strongylocentrotus purpuratus (purple sea urchin), 3207 nucleotides long. RefSeq names its product tenascin-N-like. Gene Ontology annotation, molecular function: protein binding. The record is from RefSeq and is a predicted model, not a curated record. NCBI's taxonomy places the organism in Eukaryota, Metazoa, Echinodermata, Echinoidea, Camarodonta, Strongylocentrotidae. Bases 1 to 3207 code for a protein of 1068 amino acids. The transcript has 13 exons.
AUGGGGGUGCAUCAACAGCGAGGCGUUCUCUACUCCUGCAUGACACCGACCGGGGUGUAUUUUCAGGUUCACUUACUGAACUACAUCACCGUAUCAUGGACAGCCCCGCUAAACCCGACUGGAGUGACUGGGUAUGUUGUACAAUAUACAGCAGGGGGAGUGGAUAGGACCGAGGUGAUUGGAGACCCUACCGUUACAACAAUAACCUUGCAAGACCCCAACCUAGCUGCUGGCGACCUGGGGAAUGUGCUCGUGGCUUCUUUAAUGGGUGAAGAUGUCGAUCCAGCCAACAUCGUUCUAGCUGUCGCUCCUCCUCCAGCCGGCGCUACCAUACAACAGACAUCCGAUACAAGUUAUACUAUCUCCUGGGGUAACCCGGGAAACGUUGAUGGAUAUGUCAUCUCGUACGACCAGGGGCCUGUCUCUAUAGAACUGCCAGUUGACAGGACGUCAGAACAGAUCCUUGAUCUCACACCGAACGUAGACUACGUUUUCAACCUGUACAGUCAACGGAAUGGUAUUAGAACUCAAGCACAACUCUCAGUCCUGCCUCCUGUAAUACCUCCACCAGAUGAUACUGGUAUCACUAUUGACGAACUGGGCGAGGACUUCAUCAACUUUAUCUGGGACCAUGACUCGACACAGGGCAUUAUAUCUUACGUCGUCACACUCUUUGCUUCUGAUGGUACCACAACAGUGGUCAAAGCACAACCUCUUGUUCCCAUGACAAGUAUGACCCAUCGAUUCAAUGGACUUACUCCAGGAACACAGUACGUCAUUGAUGUUGACAUCAUUACGAGUUCAAAUCCAACUCCAAGUGAUUUUGACAGAAAACCUCAAUUUACACGACCAAAGCCACCUACAAACGUCAUCUUUUACCAGCUCAGUGAUUCCGCCCAAUUAUUCAGAUGGCAACCUCCGCUUCCGCCUAACAACUUCUUUAUUGACUACUUGGUGUUAGCCGAAAAUGCGAACACAGGGGUUGUCCUAGAGAACGUCCUACCCCAAGGAGCUUCGAGCAAUGCUAUACGUGGUCUUCAGUCAGGGGCUAAUUAUAACUUGGGCGUCUUUACUAAUAUCGAGCCUAUUACGAGUGUCCUCGCCGAUUUCACGGUUGUGCCAUUAGUCGGUACUGCAGGUGACGUGACCAUUGGGGCAGUUACAGCUCGUGAACUGGUGGUUCUCUGGAUGUCCCAGGGCAUAGAUGCUCAGUCCUUCGUAGUGCACCUGUUCAGUGAGGAUGGCACACAGGAGUAUUCGCAAACUUUCUCAGCUGGAACUUCAUCUGCGAUAUUUGAGAAAUUGACACCUGACACCCUGUACACCGCUGUCGUCGAGGCCAUAACUACGGCUGGAGGCUCAACAACUGUUGGCUCUGACUCGGCAACAACCAAUACUCUACCGGAUUCUACUAGCGUAAUUGUGGAUAGCACAACUUCAACUUCAGCAGCAUUGUCGUGGACCGCUGUUACGGCAGUCACAGGCUACAUCAUAUCAUACAUCAGUCAAGAUCGCUCGGAUACAGGGACGUUUGUCUCAACUGGGCCCGGUACCAUAGCCACCGUACCCGGUCUACAACCACAGACAACGUAUACAUUCUCUGUAGUAGGAACAGAUGGAACUGAUGUCGUAAAUGUAGGAACAGCUGAUGGAACAACAGAUAUACUGACGGAUGUCAAUGUUGAUAGUGUAUCAACAACAUCGGCAACGUUAUCAUGGACGCCUAUUCCUGGAAGCUUUUUCUACCGGGUAUUCUACACUGGGCCGGAUGGAGUAGAACAGUCGGCGAAUCCCGUUACUGCCACCACAGACACCAUUAUAGGUCUUACACCUGGAACUUUGUAUACCUUCCGUGUGGAAGCAACUGAUGGAGGGGGACAAAGAGUACUGGGCAAUGUACCAGCCACUACAGAUGCUCUUCAGACUGAGGUACAAGUGGAUUCGGUUACGCAAAACACGGCAGCCAUCUCGUGGACAUCUGUCCCUGGCAGCGUUUUGUAUCGGAUUUUUUACACUGGACCAGAUGGAGUAGAGCAGCAGGCUACAUCAACAAACCCUGCAACCACCCUUACCGGACUUACUCCUGCAUCUCAGUAUGCCAUCAGAGUGCAGUCAAUUUCCAGCACUGGACAACAAUUAGACGUGGGCACUACUACAGCUACUACAGACCUCCUGUCACAAGUGACCCUGGACAGCAUAACAUCAUACACGGCGACAUUGUCUUACACCGCUAUACCAGGUGCUUUUUCCUACACAAUUACAUAUUCUGAUGGCACGACUACGAACACUGCCCAGUCUUUUACAACUUCGGCUGUUAUCCCAAAUCUUAACCCUGGCACCGUAUAUCAAUUCUUGGUAAGGAGUUCAUCCAUCAACGGGCAGCGGGAUGUCGGUUCUGUAUCUGGAACAACAGAUGCACUUCAGACAGAGGUACGUGUGGAUUCGGUCACCGAAAACACGGCAGUCAUCUCGUGGACACCUGUUCCUGGCAGUGUCAUUUAUCAGAUAUUCUACACUGGACCAGAUGGAGUAGAACGGUCGGUAUCCUCAAUAGACCCUACAACCACACUUACCGGACUUACUGCUGGAACUCAGUAUGCCAUCAGAGUGCGGUCAACUUCUAACACCGGACAACAAUUAGAAGUGGGCACUACUACAGCUACUACAGAUCUACAGACAAAUGUCAAUGUCGAUAGUGUAUCAACAACAUCAGCAACAUUGUCAUGGACGCCUGUUCCUGGAAGCUUUUUCUACCGGGUAUUCUACACUGGGCCGGAUGGAGUAGAACAGCAGGGGAAUCCCGUUACUGCCCCCACAGACACCAUUACAGGUCUUACACCUGGAACGUUGUAUAACUUCCGUGUGGAAGCAACUGAUGGAGGGGGACAAAGAAUAUUGGGCAGUGUACCAGCCACUACAGAACCUCUUCAGACUGAGGUACGUGUGGAUUCGGUCACCGAAAAUACGGCAGUCAUCUCGUGGACAUCUGUCCCUGGCAGUGUAAUCUAUCAGAUUUUCUACACCGGGACAGAUGGAAUACAACGGGUGGUUUCCACAACUGAUCCUACAACCACACUUACGGGACUUACUCCUGGAUCUCACUAUGACAUCAGAGUGCAGACGACUUCUAGCACUGGUCAACAGUCAGACGUGGGCACUACUACAACUACUACAGGUAUGAGCAUGGGCAUGGUUAGGAGGAUGUGA